CACAAUGACUUCACAAUAAACUGAAGUAAGGUUUACAAAAGUUUGUCAUCUUUACCGACAACCUUAAAAUUCUUAUAUGAAUGCUCUGACCACCGUCUCAACCCUCCGACGUUGCUCAACUUCACUUCUCGAAAACCUUCCGAUUCUACAGCUAAUCAAGCAAUGCACAUCCCCCAAGCUCCUGGACUCCGCUCUAGCCGCCAUGGUCAAAACCAGCCAAAACCAAGACUGUUUCUUUAUGAACCAAUUCAUCACAGCCUGCACCUCCUUCAACCGCCUCGACCUCGCCCUCUCCUCCGUGACCCAGAUGCAGGAACCCAACGUCUUCGUUUACAACGCGCUGAUCAAAGGCUUCCUCGCUUCCCCACACCCGAUCCGAUCUCUCGAGUUCUACGUCCGUAUGCUCAGAGACUCUGUUUCUCCGUCGAGCUACACGUACUCUUCCCUCGUAAAGGCGUCUCUUUUCGAUCGUAGGGUUGGCGAAUCGGUCCACUCGCACAUCUGGAAGUUUGGGUUCUGCUUCCAUGUUCAGAUUCAGACGACUCUGAUCGUGUUUUACUCUUCGUUUGGUAGAAUUAACGAAGCGCGGAAGGUGUUCGAUGAAAUGCCUGAGAGAGAUGAUUUCACCUGGACUACGAUGGUUGCUGCUUAUGUCCGUGUUUUUGAUAUGGACUCUGCGAAUGCUUUAGCUAACCGAAUGGUGGAGAAGAAUGGUGCCACGUGGAACUGUUUGAUUGAUGGGUAUAUGAAACUAGGGGAUGUGGAAGCAGCUGAGUCUUUGUUUGAUCAGAUGGCUGUGAAGGAUAUAAUCACAUGGACGAGUAUGAUCAAAGGCUACUCGUGUAACAAGAGGUACAGAGAGGCGAUCUCAGUGUUCUACAAAAUGAGGGAGGAAGGGAAUGUUCCUGAUGAAGUGACUAUGUCAACUGUUAUCUCAGCUUGUGCGCAUCUCGGCGUGCUGGAUAUAGGCAAGGAGGUUCAUAUGUACACGGUGGUGAAAGGGUUUGUUCUUGAUGUCUACAUUGGUUCUGCACUGGUGGAUAUGUACUCCAAAUGCGGUAGCUUGAAUCGAGCGCUUCUUGUGUUCUUUAAUUUACCUAAAAAGAAUCUCUUUUGUUGGAACUCGAUCAUUGAAGGGUUAGCAGCUCAUGGUUAUGCACGAGAAGCAUUGAGAAUGCUUGGCAAGAUGGAGAUGGAGUCGGUCAAACCUAACGCAGUCACUUUCGUGAGUGUUUUGACUGCGUGUACUCACGCGGGUCUUGUAGAAGAAGGCCAGAAGGUAUACCGUAGCAUGAGUGAUGAGUACUCCAUUGUCUCUAAUAUUGAACAUUACGGAUGCAUGGUUGCUUUAUUCAGCAAAGCCGGGUUGAUUCAAGAGGCUCUAGAGUUGAUUGGAAGUAUGGAGCUUGAACCAAACGCGGUUAUCUGGGGGGCGUUGCUUGAUGGGUGCAGGCUUCACAAGAACUUAGAGAUAGCUGAGAUAGCGUUUAAGAAACUGAUGGUUUUGGAGCCAAGGAAUAGUGGGUACUAUUCACUUUUAGUUAGCAUGUACGCAGGAGAAAACAGGUGGAGAGAUGUUGCAGAGGUGAGAGGAAGGAUGAGAGAGUUGGGUAUAGAAAAGAUAUGUCCAGGGACAAGUUGGAUCGAGUUAGAUAAACGAGUUCAUAUGUUUGCUGCAGCUGAUAAAUCUCACUCUGCUUCAGAUGAGGUUUACUUGUUGCUGGAUGAGGUAUAUGAACAGAUAGGAUUAGCUGGAUACGUACUGGAAUCUGAGGGUGUAUAUUAAGAGUUCACUAAAAGCUACUCAUUGGAACCUAUCUACACCAGAUGUUCAGGGGAGAGAGUUUUUUAGUGUACAUAUACUGUUGGGUGGGCUGUGCUUGAGUGAACCUGGGAUAAUCGAACUCGGCUUAUGUGCUGUAGCGUUUUGGUUUGGUUCAGGUUCUGUUCACCGGAAGCAUUGACCGUAAAGAUCGCCACUGCGAGAAAAGUCAGAUAUAUGUUUACCGCGUAACACAAAGUCAAAGCCCUUUGUUGACGGUGUUUUGAUUAUGUUUUACUUAUUUUGGAUAAUUACUUUUUGGAUAUUUGUAUAUAUUUUUAGGUAGUUAUUUUGGGCAAUUUCGAUUUUUUUUUUGAAAAAAAUUGAAUAACUUUUAGAUAA
Messenger RNA from Raphanus sativus (radish), 2164 nucleotides. Its product is annotated as pentatricopeptide repeat-containing protein At1g06143. Gene Ontology annotation, molecular function: RNA binding; protein binding. The record is from RefSeq and is a predicted model, not a curated record. The transcript has a single exon. NCBI's taxonomy places the organism in Eukaryota, Viridiplantae, Streptophyta, Magnoliopsida, Brassicales, Brassicaceae. Gene Ontology annotation, biological process: RNA modification. Bases 77 to 1786 code for a protein of 569 amino acids.